Messenger RNA from Ciona intestinalis (vase tunicate), 1115 nucleotides. The record is from RefSeq and is a predicted model, not a curated record. NCBI's taxonomy places the organism in Eukaryota, Metazoa, Chordata, Ascidiacea, Phlebobranchia, Cionidae.
UAUCAGAAACACACACGUUGUACUUGCUCGUUAUUGUAUAUUCAAAGUAUAUAGUUUGUUACGAGAGGGAGAAGUGGCUUGUUGGUAUAACCUCGGUGGCCACGAAAAUGAGUCACUAUUAUAACGAUCCUGUUUCCCAUUUAACAUAAAAAAACACACCCAUAAUACACAUUAGACCUUAACUCCAAAUAUAACUUGAUUACGCCACCUGGGGUGUAGUUGUUUACGUCAUUUAAUAACAGCUUUGCUAUACAGGUCCGCUUAGCCCCUGGCGUUUUAACGAAAGCGUCAAUAUUUCCCGUAGCUCACUCGCUUUGAUCAAUUUGCCAGAACGCAUUCAUCAAGCUUUACGUAUAUAUUAGAAUAAUUAGAUGGCUGAAAUUAAAUUAUUGCUCGCAACUCUUUGCUGCGUGGUCUGGACUUCGUGUGCUGCUAGCAACUGUUCAGUGGCUUUUUACCCGAUGACCGCUUGCUUAGAUGAUGGAUCGAGGUCGGCGUACAUUCAAUUCGAGGACUGUGUUACAGAAAAUAGCCGAGUUAGAUUUGCGUGGGUCGACAUAGUACCAGUAUCGCAUCGGAAACGACCAACUAACUCUGCUGACCAUGGUUCUGUGAAAUGGUCCGAAAUAUCAAUACCACGGUGGUUUCCAAGAGGCGGUCGAUUGACUGUGUUUUACACAAAAGAUGAGAAUCGCAUGGAAGGUAUCCAGAUGGUAGUACCGAGAUGUCGUAACUGAUUCUUUGGUACAAGUUAUCCGUGAUACUGAUACGAAACAUUCUCUUUGUAAAGAAUAGUUCCAGUGUAAAGAACAGAUCCGAAAAAUUAGAGUACCAUAUGGAGAAUUAAGAUAAACGCACCAUUAGUGAAAAAACAACAAAGACGAUCUGAAUGCUUUGUAUGCCUCGCUUCUAUGAGUGUUAAAAUAAGAAUAUUUAAAAGGCUAAGUUUUACAUUGUAAAUCGAUUGUUGUUUAUUGUUCAACUACGAAUAAUGCAUGUACUCGAUUUUUGCAACAUUUCAUCUGUGAUUUGCGCACCAACUUACCUGUGUUUUUGGAAAAUCAUCGUCGUAUGACAUCACAAUAUUGUAUAAAAUAAAGUUUCAAAAAACGAUU